Hyposmocoma kahamanoa is the source of this 780-nucleotide messenger RNA. RefSeq lists its product as uncharacterized. Lineage: Eukaryota; Metazoa; Arthropoda; Insecta; Lepidoptera; Cosmopterigidae. The record is from RefSeq and is a predicted model, not a curated record. The transcript is spliced from 2 exons. The coding region runs from base 77 to 562 and encodes 161 amino acids.
ACGGGAUUAUUAAAUAUUUACAGGUAUCGAAGCAAGAACACCUUCUACUAGCACCGUGGAACGGGAAGAAUACGAAAUGGCAACUACCCAGGAAAACCCACAAAAUAAUGUUUGUCCAGAGCAAUUCGUGGCCGCCCCUGACGUUGCUGAGGCGAGUGAGGUACCGCCUUCCAGUGAGUGUAAUACUCUUGAAGAAAUCGAAAAUAAAUUGUCGCUUGAAGAAAUCCAUAAUCGGUACCAUAUCUCCGAAGAAGACAAGGGGAUGGAAUCUGGUUCCAAUGACUCUCGUAUAAAACGCGGCUUCCAAGAAGACUGUACACACUGUCUAAGGUCACUCCCAAGAUGUCGGUACACACCUACAUCAUCUGAUGAUGAAGAAGAGGAAGAGGAAGUAAAUUAUGACUGGGAGCAUUAUUACGCAGACGUGGACUUAUAUGAAGAAAUAGGCUAUGUGCCCGACGAAGCGGGAGACGUAGAAAGUAAUUACACAAUUGACCUCACAUUAUCCCGUACUUCACUCGAUGAGUUGAAUUCCAAGGCGUCGACUAGUAAAGAUAAUUAGGUUGGGGAGAAAUUUGUGCCAAAAUUCAAGUCAUUAAAUAUUAUAAGUAAUCGUGAUUAAUAUUAGUAAUUUUUAACAUCACUUUAAAGGUUUUUAUUCGACUCUCAUUUUAUGAUCGAAUAAUCACCUGUAUAUAAAUUUAAUCAAAUGUGUUGUGAUGCUUUGCGAAGUAUAAUUUUUUAUUGUUUGCUAUACCACCAUUACUCUAAGCGAAAUUA